AUGCAGCCGCCGGCGAAGGAGGACGCCGGGCGCACAGGCCCGCCAGAGCGAGCCGGGAAGAGCGCGCCGAAAGCCCCCACUCCGGGCUCGACCCUGACGCUGGAGCGGCUGGUGGCCAUGCCCCCUGCGCAGCGCCGCCGCCACCUGCUCUUCGGCGACCUGCUCGAGAACGUGGGCGCGGCCGCCUCCAUCUUCCCGCACGAGUCGGUGGAGCUGCGGUGCCGCGUGCCCGACCCGCGCGCGUGGACCCAGGCGCUUGAGCUGCCCUCCGAGCGCCAGGACAGGCUCCUCGGCGUUCUCAAGGCGGCCGAAGCCCGCGGGAGAGUCCGCGCCCUGCGGCUGCGCUACGCCCGCAUGCGGGCCGAGGCGAUCUCGCUUCUCAUCCGGCAGCAGAAGUCCGCGCGCGCCGCCAUCCGGCUCGAGGUGUUCCUGCCGCCGCAGCUAAAGCCCACGAGGAUCCCGGACCCCCUGGACCGGCAAGAGCGGAGGCGCGUGGAGACCAUCCUGGAGGAGGACGUUGAUGGCGGUAUCUUCCCGCGGUGA
Messenger RNA from Galeopterus variegatus (Sunda flying lemur), 543 nucleotides. RefSeq names its product LKAAEAR motif containing 1 (gene LKAAEAR1). Lineage: Eukaryota; Metazoa; Chordata; Mammalia; Dermoptera; Cynocephalidae. The transcript is spliced from 3 exons. The record is from RefSeq and is a predicted model, not a curated record. Bases 1 to 543 code for a protein of 180 amino acids.